This is a messenger RNA of Ziziphus jujuba (common jujube), 3519 nucleotides long. Its product is annotated as ribonuclease II, chloroplastic/mitochondrial. Bases 256 to 2628 code for a protein of 790 amino acids. Gene Ontology annotation, biological process: mRNA catabolic process. Gene Ontology annotation, molecular function: 3'-5'-RNA exonuclease activity; RNA binding. The transcript has 14 exons. Gene Ontology annotation, cellular component: P-body; exosome (RNase complex). The record is from RefSeq and is a predicted model, not a curated record. NCBI's taxonomy places the organism in Eukaryota, Viridiplantae, Streptophyta, Magnoliopsida, Rosales, Rhamnaceae.
AUGACUACACGAGUAGGCACUAGUUAUUAUCAUCAGGAUUCAAGAAACUCAUCAGGCUUUCUUGGUUUCCUUUCUCUCCAAGUCUCGUAAUCCAAAUCCUCAACUCCACAAUUUCUCCAUCGCAGAAAAUAAGGGAACCAAAAAAAAAAAAAAAAAAAACAAAGAGUCUGGCUUUUUUCUCUUCUCUCAUCAGUCUUUGCCUUCACUACGAAUAACCAUUGUUGAACCUCUCUGCUGCUCCAGCGGCAAGCAAUCAUGGCGGUUCGAGCCGUUAACAGCUGUUCAAUCUUUCGCUCCACUUCCUCUCCUCAGCUCUCCUCCUUCCGAUACUUUCCUUUCCAUUUCAGAACCUUGCACUGGUGCUCUUACUCUCAGUUAGGGUUUUAUUUCCCCGUAUCUCGGACCAAAAAGCAGGUUUUUGGUCAUGGCUGUCUUCGUAGUUACUCCGUUCAGAGUUUCGUGGAUUCUGUCAUGGAGGAGUUCAAAGCAUUGCGCAGACGGAGGAGAGUCUGCGCUACCUCCAAAGCAGAAAUGUUGACCAAAGAGAUUCUAGAAGAUAAACUUGUAAACCGAACGCUGCAGGAAGGAUUGCUGCUGGAGUUCAAGAAGGAUUCUGAUAGGGUAUUGCUUGCUGUUGCUCAGAGACCUGAUGGCAAGAAGAAUUGGAUGGUCUCUGAUCAGAAUGGUGUAACGUCAUCCAUUAAACCCCAACAAAUUACGUAUAUUGUUCCAGGUGUUGAGAACUUUGACCACACUGAAAUUCCAGACUUCAUUCAGAAAGCUCAGAAUAAUUUGGAUCCUACACUCCUAGAGUUUGCUUGGGUUGAGAUUCUGGAAAAAAAUCAGUCAGUUACAGCAGAAGAAUUGGCUGAGAUGAUUUUUGGUAGCAAGGAGCCUCUUGAGAGCUAUUGUGCGCAUCUUUUGCUUUCAAAAGAUGAAAUAUAUUUCACCGUGCUAGAGACAAAAGGUUCGGUCUCUAUAUAUGGGCCUCGACCUACUUUACAGGUAGAGGAACUUUUACGCCGGAAACUCAUGAAGGAGGCAGCUGAGGAAGAACUGCAGGAAUUUGUACAACUACUGAAAUCUGCUAAGGCAAUGCCGUUAGAUGCUAAGCCUCCCAAAUCAUCUUGGAUUACCGAAGAAAAAAUUAGAGACAAAAUCAAGUCUCUUGAGGCUUAUGCUAUUGAUGACUGCAGAAAUGAUGACCAAAAGAAAACUGCUGGAGCGAUCCUUAAAGCAAUGGGGCUGGCUAAAACAGCAUCAUCAGCAGUAAAUCUUCUCAUGAAUAUUGGGUAUUUUCCUGUACAUGUCAACCUUGACCUAUUAAAGUUGAACAUCCCCACUGAUCACUCAGAUGAAGUUAUAACAGCUGCAGAAAGUCUUCUGUCAGAGUCAUCUGAUAAAGAUGAGAUUGAUAGAAAAGAUCUUACUCACUUGAAGGUUUACGCCAUUGAUGUUGAUGAAGCUGAUGAGCUUGAUGAUGCCCUGAGUGCAACAAGGCUUCAAGAUGGACGCAUAAAAGUUUGGAUUCAUGUUGCAGAUCCAACAAGAUUUGUUGAUCCAGGAAGCAUUGUAGACAGGGCGGCUAUGAAAAGAGGUGUCUCAGUUUUCUUGCCCACUGCCACCUAUCCUAUGUUUCCAGAAAAGCUUGCCAUGGAGGGUAUGAGUUUAAAACAAGGAGAGAUUUGCCAAGCUGUUACAGUAUCUGUUGUGCUACAUUCUGAUGGCAGUAUCUCAGAGUAUUCAGUUGAGAACUCAGUCAUUAAACCAACCUAUAUGCUGACAUAUGAGAGUGCAUCUGAGCUACUUCACUUGGAUCUAGCAGAAGAAGCUGAACUGAAAAUUCUGUCAGAGGCUGCCAAACUACGCUUACAAUGGCGUCGCCAGCAGGGUGCAGUUGACACAGCCACAUUAGAAACACGCAUCAAAGUGGCUAAUCCUGAUGACCCAGAGCCUACAAUUAAUCUUUAUGUUGAAAACCAAGCAGACCCUGCGAUGAGACUUGUAUCUGAGAUGAUGAUACUCUGUGGAGAAGCUAUGGCCACUUUUGGUUCUCACAAUAAUAUUCCUUUACCCUACAGAGGACAGCCCCAAUCAAAUAUUGACACGUCUGCAUUUGCACAUCUUCCAGAAGGACCUGUUAGAACUGCUGCCAUAGUUAAAAUAAUGCGUGCUGCUGAAAUUGAUUUCAGGAAUCCUAUACGUCAUGGAAUUUUAGGGCUUCCUGGUUAUGUUCAGUUUACAUCUCCCAUUCGUCGAUAUUUGGAUCUUCUUGCACAUUAUCAGGUUAAAGCAUUCCUUAGAGGUGAAUCUCUUCCUUUCACAGCUGGUCAGCUGGAAGGGAUAGCAUCUUUUAUAAAUAUGCAUGCUAGAAUGGUGAGGAAGCUCUGCAGCAGUGGCCUUCGGUAUUGGAUAAUAGAAUUUCUGAGAACGCAACCGAAAGAAAAAAGAUAUCAUGCACUGAUUCUACGAUUCAUUAAAGAUCGUAAUGCAGCUUUAUUGCUAGUGGAGGUUGGACUUCAAGCCUCUGCAUGGGUGUCUGUAGCACAGGUUGGAGAUGAAGUAGAGGUUCAAAUAGAAGAAGCUCAUCCACGAGAUGAUGUGCUUUAUCUUAAGGAAGUUGUUUAAAGGAUGCUGAGAGAUAUUUGUGCUUGGAACAAAUCACCGGGUGCAAUGAUUUUGUGUAAGCAUCGUCCUUUUCUCCACAUCGGCUGCCGAGUCACUGUUUUGUGGGAUGUUACGAGAUCGCUCAAAUCCUUGGCCACUGUAUAAAUGUUUUUGUGACAGAAAACCAAUGCAUCAUCAAAUGCAGUCUUUCAAGUGCUUUUGAAGCUCAUAAUUUGCAACAGAUCAAAUAUCACUCACAAUGGCAUAAAAGGACAUCCUUCGAAGUUUUCUCUGUCGAACAAGUGUCGACCGAACUAUCCACUCAGAUGUGCAGGAAUUGCCUCCAAACUUCUACUUGGGGUAAAGCCUAGAUCCAAUAGGUUCUGUGUGGCAAAUUGGCAGCCGAGUUCUUGAGGUAUUGGUCAGAGAAUACAAUUCACUAAGCACUGGUCAGCUUGUUGAUUCAUAGCAGGAUGCUAAUUGUUCGACAUUUUGGUAAGGCAUGCAUACAAAAUUAUUUAGCAUACGAUACAAGUAGACAAAAUAAUGCUACAUCACUUGUGUUCAAGAUUUAGUAAAAGCUUAUAUGAUUGUAACUACAUUUUACUAUAUAGGGAAAGUGGAAGUUUCGACCACCAAGUUGAAAAAACAGAAUGUUGAAAUCUCAUAGGUAUUGAAUAUCCUCCGUUAUUUUCACGAGAUUCUAUUCACAUGAUUUUUAAUGACAAAACAUGGUUGGAUAUUUUGUCUAAGGGUUUUCACAUGUUGUAAAAGAGCUAGCAUUGAAUGUAACAUUUGGUGAAGGGGUUGUCUAAUCAUGCACAAUGCAUGUGGAGUGUACUCGCAAUUAGUGUAGUAACAUGACCCAAGUGCAACUUCUUUUUCAUUUUUAUGAAACCGACUCUUUUAGCC